Messenger RNA from Hansenula ciferrii, 1467 nucleotides. RefSeq lists its product as uncharacterized. The coding region runs from base 1 to 1467 and encodes 488 amino acids. Gene Ontology annotation, molecular function: transmembrane transporter activity. Lineage: Eukaryota; Fungi; Ascomycota; Saccharomycetes; Phaffomycetales; Wickerhamomycetaceae. The transcript has a single exon. The record is from RefSeq and is a predicted model, not a curated record. Gene Ontology annotation, biological process: transmembrane transport.
AUGUCCUAUAGAGCUUUGAAUCAACUGGAGCCCAAUAGCAAUAACAAUAAAAUGGUUUCAAAAUUCACAAAGAUUUAUAGAGCUACUUAUACACAAGCUCAUAUUAUUGGAUUUGUUUCAUUUACUCAACCAGGUAUUUGGUCUGCUAUUGCAAAUUUGGGUGCUGGUGGGUUACAAUCUGUAAACACUGCAAAUAUUGCAAAUGCUAUUUUAUUUGGUAUCAUGUUUGUAACAGCUCCUUUAUAUGCUAUAUUAAUUAAUAAAAUAGGUUUGAAACUAAUUCUUGCUUGGGGUACUUUAGGUUAUGUUUUUUGGAGUGCUGGUUUAUAUCAAAAUUCUAAAGAUGGUACUGAAUGGUUAAUCAUGUUUGGUGCUGUUACUUGUGGUAUAUCUGCUAGUGCAUUAUGGUCUUCUGAAGCUACUGUUGCUAUUCUAUAUCCAGAUGAUAAUCAAAGAGGUAAAUUUGUUGGUACAUGGCAAUUAUGGAAUAAAGUUGGUGGAUUAAUUAGUGGUGCAAUUACAGUCGCAUUGAAUUUUAGAAAUGGAUCAGCUGGUGGUGUUUCAUUGAAUACUUAUAUUGUCUUAAUUGCACUUCAAUGUUUAGGUUUACCUGUAUCAUUAUUGUUAUCUUCACCGGAUAAACUUAUACGUAAAGACGGUAAGAAAUUAAAAUCAAAUUUAACACAAGAAUCAUGGAAAUCAAGAUUUAAAACACUAUGGAGAGUUUUUUUAACAAAAGAAGUAUUAUGUCUUACUCCAUUAUUCAUUUCAAAUGUUUGGUUCAAUACUUGGCAAUCAAAUUACAUGACACAUCAUUUCAGUGUUCGUACAAGAGCUUUAAAUUCAUUACUUACAGCUUUAAUUAACGGUGGUACUGAUGUUGUUGCAGGUAUAUUACUUGAUAUUAAAAUGAGAAGAUCCAUAAAAGUUAGAAUUUCUUGGGCAAUUACCGCUUCGAUAUUGGUUGGAUUUUUCAUCUAUAGUUUAGUCAUUCAACACGAGUUUGAUAUUAAUCCAGAAGAAGGUAUUGACUGGAAAGGUAAUCCAAGAUAUGCAAGAAGUUUCAUUCCUUUCCAAAUCUUCAAAAUUGGUGGUGAAUUAGUUUUCAAUUGGGUUUAUUGGGUUAUUGGAGCUUAUCAUUUCCCACCAUCUGAUAUUCCAUAUGUUUCAGGUAUCAUUAGAUCAUUUGAAAGUUUAGGACAAUGUUUAGGUUUUGUUGUUGGGACUGUUAAUACAAAUGAUAUGACAAAUUUAGCAGUUGCAGCUGGUGUUUUCUUUCUUUCUAUUCCAUCAACAACUUAUAUCGCAUGGCAAGUUGAUGAUGAACCUGUUGAAAAAGAUAAAUUGGAAUCUGAAACUGAAGGUUCUUUACACAGUGAAAAUGAAGAUCAUGCUGAAUCAGGUGAAGUGUUAGAUCAAUCUAGUAAAAAUAAUUUGAUUGAACGUGUCAAUACUUUAUCUGAUUGA